This is a messenger RNA of Parasteatoda tepidariorum (common house spider), 3497 nucleotides long. Its product is annotated as sodium/potassium/calcium exchanger 2-like. Gene Ontology annotation, molecular function: calcium, potassium:sodium antiporter activity; calcium channel activity. The record is from RefSeq and is a predicted model, not a curated record. Gene Ontology annotation, biological process: intracellular calcium ion homeostasis; calcium ion transmembrane transport. NCBI's taxonomy places the organism in Eukaryota, Metazoa, Arthropoda, Arachnida, Araneae, Theridiidae. Gene Ontology annotation, cellular component: plasma membrane.
CCGGGAUACUCUAUACGCCGGUCAGCCCCUCCGGUAGCAGCCCCUGCUUUAAGGCUGUAUGGGGAGAUUUCGAAAUCUGGAAAAGCUUUCAAUUGUUUAGCAGAAAUAGUGUGAAACGUACAAUGCUAAGACCACAAUGCCUCAAAUAUUCAACAGUUUUGCCUCUCAAAUAUAUAGAGCUUAGAUAUUUCCUAUUCGUCGUGAGUUUUAUUUUGGCACAGAGCAUGUGUUACUUGUGAUGAAAUGACAACUAGAAAUUAAUUGCACAUUCCUGUCUCUCUCAUUAAGUGUUAGACGAAAUGGCUUACUACUUGAAGCAAAACCAGUUGGCGACCAUGUUGAAAAAGAAGCCAACUUUAAAACGUUUCUACAAACAACGAUGGAGAAAUCCAGCUUUAGUACUCCUCUCAACGCUUUUCGUCAUCGGUUACUUUUCAAUGGGCCAAAUUACCUUAAUAGGAUCUGUACUUUCAAGACUACCUUUUAGACCCUGUCCCGAUAGGACAACGCCUCCCAUACCAAACUUCGACAGGCAUCUUUUAUCUGAAAAAGCUGAUGAAAACAAAACUGCCCAAUUUCCUGAAGAUCUCUUCACUCUGGAGCAACGAAAAAAUGGUGCUGUACUAUUUCAUUGUCUUGGUUUAGUCUAUAUGUUCGUCGCCUUGGCCAUUGUUUGCGACGAAUUCUUUGUUCCUUCUUUAGAUGUGAUUACAGAAAAGGCUGGAAUAUCCGAGGACGUAGCUGGAGCUACUUUCAUGGCCGCCGGAGGGAGUGCUCCGGAACUAUUCACUAGCAUUAUUGGUGUCUUCAUCAGUUACGAUGACGUUGGAAUAGGCACCAUCGUUGGUUCUGCAGUCUUCAACAUCCUCUUUGUCAUUUCUAUGUGUGCCAUAUUCAGUAAAACUGUACUGGAACUGACCUGGUGGCCUCUCUUCCGCGAUGUCACUUUCUAUGCCAUAAUUCUCAUCCUACUCAUGACAUUCUUCCAAGAUAAUGUCAUCUUAUGGUGGGAGGCCCUUGUGCUGUUGAGCUGCUACAUUUGUUAUGUCACUUUCAUGAAAUUUAAUGAACAUUGUGAGAAAUUCAUCAAGAAGUUGCUUAACCGCAAUAAAGUAACGCGCGUUGGUAGCGCUGAUAAGCUGAUGCCACAUAUGACAAAGCGCAAGAUGAGUACCCCGAUGCUCCACGCAGGAAGUAAAUUCCGUUCGGGUCUUUUACAACUUAUGAUACACACGAUUGAUCCAAUGCAUGAUGGUAAAUUGGACGAUAAAGCCAAUCAACUCCAUGCAAUGGCUUCCUUAAAGGUUCUUCUCGAAGCACAAAAAACGAAUGGAACAGUCAACAUGAGGGUAAAUCAGGGCAAGGGUGUUCCAAACAGUAUAUCUUGUCCAGCUUGCUCUGAUUGUCCAGACUGUACCCAUGGAACCCACCCUUCUAUGGUAGAAUCUCCAAGUGGGAUGCACAUCGUUCCAUCGAAUGUGGGUGGGGGUGAUAGUUCAGCUGAUGACCAGAUGCCACCAGUGGAAAUGUCACCCACAAGCAACGUCCGGGUAAUUUGGACUGCCAAUAACUCAACUGGUACCUUCAUGACCAGAAGUAUUCGGAGUGACCCUGGUGACGCUGCAGUACUUCGUACAGAUUCAGUCAACAGUAUACCUCAAAGCAACGCUGACUCCACUCAGAAUGUCAACAUUGUCAUGCCAUCCGAAUCUAAAACGCAGUUGCAAAAUUCGAAUCAAAAUAUUCCACAUUCCAAUUCACAGGGAUCACAGCCACCAGAACCUGCUACUGAAGAGGAAGAAGAUGGUGAAAAGCCGAUGGAUUUAUCAUGGCCCGAUACAUGGCAGAAAAGACUAAAUUACGUUCUGAUUGCUCCUAUUGUAUUUCCAUUGUAUUUAACUCUUCCAGACACAAGGAGACCGGAAAAAAGAAAAUUCUUCUAUAUGACAUUCAUAGGCAGUAUCUGCUGGAUUGCUGUAUUUUCUUACCUAAUGGUGUGGUGGGCUUCCCUUGUUGGGCAAACAGCGGGCAUUCCAAAUGAGGUUAUGGGACUGACAUUUUUAGCUGCCGGAACCAGCAUACCUGAUUUAAUAACGAGUGUUUUGGUGGCCAGAAAAGGCUUUGGAGAUAUGGCCGUAUCGAGUUCUGUCGGCAGUAAUAUAUUCGACGUCUCUGUAGGGUUGCCUUUACCCUGGUUUCUUUCUUGCCUCAUUUUUGGCCCAGUAGAAGUCAGCAGUUCCGGCAUGGCAUGUUCUCUCCUGUUGCUCUUCCUCAUGUUGCUGUUCGUCAUAAUAUCUAUUGCAGCUUUCAAGUGGAGAAUGAACGUCGGUUUAGCAAUGGUGAUGUUCGGUUUAUACUUCGUCUUCAUCGCCUGCAGUCUCCUACUCGAGUACGGCGUGGUCAACUGCGAUACCCUUCUUGGACGGUGAAAGACACUGGCAAAUAAGUUGAUCAUCUUCCUCCAAGUGGAUAUACUCUAAAAAGUGUGCUGUACACUAAUGAUGGUUAAUAGAGCAGGGUGGUUCAAGUCAACAGACAACUUGACUGCGUGACUCGAAAUGCUGUGCCAAUUUCUAAAUUACGUGCUCUUCUUGAAACCUUAUUUAUAUAUGAAAUAGUUAGUUCCAAUUUGGGAUGGUACAUUGUUAGUUAACAGAAGAAUCUCGAACUUUCAAAUAUGAAGAAGUAAAGAAGCUACUACCCCCGUUGAGGAGUUAGCAACUUUGUUGCUUUUAGUUUUACUUUUUUUUGUUUUUUUUGUUUAUUUUUAACCAAUGCUGUGCUUACAGAUACAAUGUAGUCAAUAACAGAUAAUGUGCCUUCCAAGUAUUCCGUGCAUUGACUUACUCGCUAUAAUAUAUUUAUUUGAAUAUUAGAAGAAAUAUAUAUAGUGUAUGUUAAGCUAAAUAAUUCAUAUAUUAACUACAUUACACACCAUGUUAGUUAUAUAUAUUACAGCUUAUUCAGUGAUUUAUCAAACAUAUGUUAAGUUUCAAUUUAUCUAUACACUCUCAAAACUGGUUCAUCAUAGGCACUCUGAACCAUAAUGCCGUGUAAAUUUGCUGCAACCUCAGUAACAUGUUAAGCAGAACCGUCUUUAAUUUCAAGUUGAACCAUAUUAUCGUAUAAAUUAUUUCACGUGCUCUGAUCUGUACGAUAAUAUGGUUUUACUUGACACUGUAUUAAGGUUGUAACAAAUUUGAGCGAUAAUACGGCUCAACGCAUUUUAAAAUUUCUAACAGUGUAUAUAUAAAUUUACGGUGUUGAUAAAUUUGUUUUAUAGCAAAAAUAUAAUUAAAUUAUCAUUGCUAUUCGUUUGUUUAUUGAAUGAAACUUUCGAAUUUUAUAGAAAAUAAUCACUUUUUUAAACGAUAACUUUCUCAAUCUUUCAACUUGAAUAGCAUUAUAUGGUUCCAAUUUUAAAGCAUUACAGUGGUAGUAAAUUUAAACAAACCACUAGAAUAUACAUCUAAGUCUAAAAUUAAAUCUUCCAUAAA